GUGACGUCACGGCAUAACACAAACGAGCUAGUUAACCAGCAUGGACGUCCAGAAAGCCAGAAUAUUUCAGCAACAUCCUAAAAGUCUGAAAGCCUCCAUAAGUGAGAAGUAAACCCUAGCAGUGCUUUUACUUCCCUUCUGUCCUGUGAACAUCCUGAAGUUUCAGCUGCUUUAUCUUUCUCUCCUGGUGCUGUCACUGUGUUCCUCUCCUUCUCCAGAACACAGCAUUAACACCAACACCAACAGGAACCUGCUGGAGAAACACCUUCCUCAGUUCAGCUCCUAACCACUAGCUUAUAGCCCACAUCAGUAUUUAUGGAGUGAAGCUGGCUCCGUGUGAUGGAACUGUGCUAGUAGGAAUGCAGUAAAAUGACUGAAAUUAGACAUGUGGAGCUACACACUGCUGUUUGUGCUGCAGAUCUUCACCUUUGCUCCCACUGUGUCCGGUGAUGGUUCUGUAACGGCCAAACUUCAUCACCCCGUUACCCUCACCUGUAACUCCAGAUGUUCUGGUGUACUCGAAUGGAGCAAGUUUCGAACCAUUGUGGCUCGGUGUGAUGAGACCUCCUGCAGGCCAGAGGAGGGAUUUAACAUCUCUCAUGAUCAGUACCUGAAGGGGAAUCCACAUCUCACCAUCACUGCAGCUGAUUACAGUGCGAGAGGAUUGUACACGUGUCUGUGUAACGGUACAGACAUCUGUAAAGUGCGUCUCCUCAUCGAGCCUCUAGAGAUGACCCGUGUGAUUGCCCCAGGUGAACCCAUAGACGUGCUCUUACCCCUCACUGACCUGGUGGAUGUGAGUUUUACUGCCAGUGAUGCUGUACAACCAUCAAACCUGCAGAUCUGCAGCGUGGACAAGGAGAAGAUCCAGUGCAGUCCAGAUUAUAAAGAGAGAGCGUCUCUCCUCAACACUCUUCAGAUUAAAGAUGGAGACGUCUCUGACAGUGGGAACUACACAGUACAGGAUAUAGUGAAUGACGAGACUUUAGCCAUCGUAACGGUCCAUAUGAGAGGUCAACCCGUGUCCCAGACUCGCACUCGAGGACGCCGCAGUGCUCCUGAGCCCUGUCCAGACAUCAAGCCGUGUCCAGACAUCAAGCAGCAGGAAGGUGUACCAGUGUGGGGGAUUGUACUGAUACUGAUACUGAUGCUGGUUUUAUCUGCAUUUGUGGUCCUGUUGGUGAUGCAUGUGCGUCUGAGGAGAGAAAAUCAGCAGCUCCGUGAAAAUGCUGAGAACAACGGACUCCCUCUCCUCCAGCAGAAUGGAAACACUGUGCUCUUGAGAGCAGUAGAGAAGACCCCGUGAGGAUGGCCUUUGACCCUCACCUGUUCAGGUGUAUAAAUGAGAGAAAUGAGAGUCGCUCUGGAUAAGCACAUCUACCAAAUACUGUAAAUGUAAAUACAUGUAAAUUAUUACUUUGAGUCUUUUAUGGAUAAAAUGAAGAAUUUCAGUUGUAUUAAAUUCCAGCGAGUGCUUGAUCAGAUUGUUCUCCAGAUGUGCUGCUGACUCUGAACACGACCCUCAAGGAGUAAAGAUAUUUAAAUGAUGUUAAGAGCAUUUCUAAAGCGGUAUUGUAUUUUAAUAUGAAAAGUGCACUGUGGUUUUUAUUAGAAUGAAGAAAUCUAUAUUUUCCACAUGUGUUUUUCACUUUUAUAAACUGUAUUUUAUAUGAUAUCGAGACAUAUAUUAAAAAAUAUAUAUUUUAA
Ictalurus punctatus (channel catfish) is the source of this 1707-nucleotide messenger RNA. RefSeq lists its product as uncharacterized. The record is from RefSeq and is a predicted model, not a curated record. Bases 386 to 1306 code for a protein of 306 amino acids. The transcript has 6 exons. Lineage: Eukaryota; Metazoa; Chordata; Actinopteri; Siluriformes; Ictaluridae.